Molecule: messenger RNA, 1751 nt
Organism: Paramisgurnus dabryanus
Lineage: Eukaryota; Metazoa; Chordata; Actinopteri; Cypriniformes; Cobitidae
Gene: slc35e4
Product: solute carrier family 35 member E4
Source: RefSeq, a predicted model, not a curated record
AACGAUAGCAAAGGAACGUGACACAAAGACUUCCAUUUAAACAGUAUCUGGGCUGUUUAACAAACAUACAUCGAAAAUUUGUUUAUGAUUUGGUUACAUGGUACAUUUUAUUGCAGUAUUUUGAAUACACUGGAUGCAACCAAUCAAAACCCGGCACCGAAAAACAAACCGGCUUCUGAUUGGUCCACUGGCUCAGCACCCCAUUCCCGGCUACGCAGCAGCGAACCGAGCAUGCGCAAAACCACCGUAACGCACAAAAACACGUGCAGGCAAAGCGGAAUGUUGUUUCUGUCUGCUUUCAGCAAACACGCCGUUGCUACGGUUGCUCAAGACAUAGUAAAUCACGUGACCAUUACAAAUAGUCAACCCAGAGGGAACGUUUAUGUGUUAUUACACUACAGACAGAGUAGUUUGACUUACUGGAAUGAAUGACGUUUGUACGUUAGGAACUUAAGAUGUGUCGUAUAUCGUACAGGUGCGAAGAUGAAACCAACAUGAUCAGCGCCGAUGGCCCCUCCAUCAAGCGCGAGGAGCCCCGGCACACCGGGAAAACGAAAAGGUUAUCGCCAGAAAUGCUGCACCUUACGUUCGCUGUCUCCGUGUGGCUGGUGACGGGCACCACCAUAUCCAGCCUAAACAAAUGGAUAUUCGCCGUGUACAACUUCAGGUACCCACUUCUCCUGUCAGCUCUACACAUGCUGACGGCGAUAGUGGUGGACUACGGACUAAUCAAAUGCAGGUUGGUCCAGCACAGAGGGAUCGGUGAGCAGGAUUUGACCACCAAUGCCAAAUGCAAAGUAUUUCUGCUGAGUUUGACCUUCUGUGCCAGUAUCGCGUUUGGGAACGUGGGACUGAAUUAUGUUCAGCUUUCAUUCGCGCAGAUGAUCUACACCACCACGCCGCUCUUCACGCUGGCCAUAUCCACGCUGAUUUUGGGAAAGCAGCACCAUAUUUUGAAGUACACGGCUAUGAUGCCCAUCUGCCUCGGGGCAUUAUUCAGUAUUAUGGGCGAAGUCCAGUUUGACCAGAUGGGCUGCUUCUUUGUGUUCGCCGCCACUAUGUUGCGAGGUGUCAAAACUGUUCAACAAGGCAUCUUACUCCAAGAGGAGAAGAUCAACUCUAUCUUCCUACUGUAUUUGAUGUCCAUCCCCAGUUUCUGCAUCCUAGCCAUAGCGGCUCUGGCUUUGGAAAACUGGGCUGCGCUGAAGUCCCCUUUCCAGUACGACCAUAACCUCUGGGGAUUCAUUUUACUCAGCUGCCUGGGCUCAGUGCUGUACAACCUGGCCAGCUGUUGUGUCAUUACCCUGACCUCCGCUGUCACCCUACACAUCCUGGGCAACCUGAAUGUGGUGGGCAACCUUCUGCUGUCUCAGCUGCUGUUCGGUAGUGAGCUGACAGCUCUCAGCUGCGCUGGAGCCGCCCUCACCCUCUCUGGCAUGGUCAUGUACCAGAACUCAGAGUUUAUCGUUGCUUAUUUUGAUGGACGUAGAGCAAGGACACGAACCGCAAACGGUGAAGGAGAAAUAGGAUGUUCCAGGGAAACCGAUUCAAUGCUAACUCCAGAACCUACUUCCGAAACACUUCAGGAACUUGAUGAGAGGACAGAUAACCAGAUUCAUGAGAAAACAGACUGAAGGCAUUCAACACAAUAUAUGAGAUCUGGUGUAAGCUGACAGUGUAUGGUCUACAUAAGGAGCAUGCUAAAAAGUUUUUUUUUCUUUUCAAAAUGACAUUAAAUUUGAUAUAUUUUA